CCCCGCGCACGCCGGGGCAGCAAGCGCCGCUUCGCCCCUCGCAGCCCGCCGGCGCCGGGAGGAGGGCGCCGGCCCGCCCCGUUGCGGCGCCGGGAUCUGCCGGCCGAGGCCGGCCGGGCUCCGAGCGGGGGAGGCACCGCGGGCCCCACCUGCCCUCCCCACAGAGCUCGGCGCGGGCGCCGGGCCCCGUCCCGCUCCGCGGGUGCCGGCGGCUGUGAAGGGCCAGGGCCGUGUCCGCCCCCCUCGCCCUGCUGCCCUCCCCCGGGCGGGCUGCGGAGGCCACCCGCGCCCUCGGGGCCUGGCUCCGCGCCCCAGAAACGGGGCCCCUCCGCUGUGCCGGCAGCCUCCGCGGCGGCGUCCGGGAGGGGGAUGGGGGGGGGCGACGUUUUGCCUCCGCCCGUCGCUGGGGCUGAAAACGCCUCUCCGGCGGCUGCGGGGGCGUCGGGUCUGCGUGAAAGGACCAAAGCUGUGGAACGACGGGCAGCCAGCUCUUAAUCUCCUGCUUAAAGAGUCCUGCGGCUCUUCAGUGUGCUUUCUGGGGUUUAAAGUGUUAUGUCUUUCUAAAAAAAUCCCUUAAUUCAUCAUCCAACUCUCUGAAGGCAUCUUAUGAAGACUGGCUGCUGACAUACGGCUUGAGCGUCUCACCUUUUCACAUGCGAUGGCAAACAGCUCUUUUCAACCGCCAGUUCUACAGCUGGGGGAGGUGGAAACCCAGAUUUCUGCAUUUAUGGUUCAGCAUAGGAAUGGUGUUUGGUAUAGUUGCCAUGUUUGGCUCCGUUAUUCUUCUCGGAAAGACGCUGAUGCAAACUCUGACACAGAUGCUUACCGAGGCACCGAAAGCCCAGAAUGAUCGUAUGCUGCAAGUUGUAGUGCCUGGUGUAAAUUUGCCAGUCAGCCAGCUGACCUAUUUCUUCUCUGCAAUCCUCAUCAGUGGUGUGAUACACGAAGUCGGCCAUGGGGUGGCAGCUAUUCGAGAACAAGUACGAUUUAAUGGAUUUGGGAUUUUUAUCUUCAUUGUCUAUCCUGGAGCAUUUGUUGACCUCUUCACAACUCACUUGCAAUUGAUAUCUCCAGUCCAGCAAUUACGGAUAUUUUGUGCAGGAGUGUGGCAUAAUUUUGUUCUUGGUGUUGCAAGUUUCAUGGUUUUAUUUCUGCUGCCAGCCAUUCUUUUCCCUUUCUAUUACACGGGUGUUGGGGCACUUGUCACUGAGGUUGCAGAGGAUUCUCCUGCCAAUGGACCAAGAGGUCUUUUUGUGGGAGACCUUGUCACUAACCUACAAGACUGCCCAGUUUAUAGUGUAGAAGACUGGAAUUCCUGUCUGGGAGACAUUUCAGAGAAGUCACAGGUCGGCUACUGCGUAAGUGCAGCGACCCUACAGCAGUUAAGCUUUCCAGCUAGAGUCUAUAGAAGACUCGACGGCACAGUUGAAUGUUGUAGUAACAGCAGCCUCACAGACAUUUGCUUUUCAUAUAGCAGUAACUCGGACAGCCACCUGUAUGCCUGUCUGCCAGCACGAAAAGUUAUUGAGGCCAGCAAAGUUUGUCGAACCAACAUGGACUGCCAGAAGGACUUUGUUCCAAGCUUUUGUGUGACUCCUUCUUUAGAGAACCAAACAAGGCUAAUCAGGGUAAAACAUCCACCCCAUAUUGACAUGCUGUAUGUAGGACACCCCAUGCAUCUUCAGUACACAGUAAGUCUCAGCAGUUUUGUACCACGACAAAACUUUCUAAGCAUCGAUCUGCCUGUGGUGAUAGAGACAUUUUGCAAGUACCUAAUUUCACUGUCGGGAGCACUGGCAGUCAUCAAUGCUGUACCCUGCUUUGCUUUGGAUGGUCAGUGGAUAUUAAACUCAUUCCUGGAAGCCACUCUUAGCUCCCUGAUUGUAGAAAAACAAAACAGAGAGCUUGUUGGCUUUUUAGUUUUGCUUUGUGGUAGUGCACUUUUGGCUGCCAACGUUGCACUGGGACUUUGGAUGGUGACAGCACGAUAGAACAUUGGAUAUGCUUCCAUCGGUUCUGAAAGUACACAGAAAUAAUUAAUCCAUUGCCAUUUCAAACUUUUUCAGUACUGAGAUUGAAAUAAUUCCCUUAAAGUGACACUGAAAGAACAAUCACUGGUGGCUGCUGUUAUAAUUUAAAACUGUACAACAUUGUGCCCGUAGUAAUGGGAAAUCUAAUAGAAAGAAGUAGGAACCUUUUUAUAUACUCUUUAAGCACUAUACUAAUUUUGGAGAAAUUGUAUUGUAAAGCUUCACAGGAAAAAGCCUAAGAUUUCAUUAAUUUAGAUCUCAAAAUAAGGGAAUUAUUUAACCUCAAACAUUUGUAAAGUGGGAGAAAAAACCACUUAGGUUUUAUUUUAUAAUUUGAAUAAUUGUCAGAAAAUCUGUGUGGUCUCUGAUUAUUUCUCAGUCAGCAUAGUCUUGAGUGUCUUGUUUUGUUUUUUUAAUCUGGUAUUCGACCAAACUGGACUCUAAGAAGCCCUAAAGUCUGAUCUUAAAAUGGUGAAAAGCUAAGUAAACGCUUACCAUGUGUUAAUGAGGAGAGAGAGGCCAUAUGGGUUAGUAUCUUUGCUUUUCAGCUGGCCAAAAUGACUGGAAGCAUGUUGUCCUCAGGAUGGAAAUGAGAAGUGCCAAAGUCUGUUAAGAGUGAGGCAUGUGGGAGGAUAACAAAGCCCACAUGUCUGUGUUUCUUACACAUUCAGUUGUAUAGUAUCAUGACAGCUGAAGAUUUUUUAAAGGCAAUAUUUGUCAGCAAUAGCUACAAGAUAACUGAAAUUUAGUUUCUGAGUGCUGAAGUAUGCUGUGCGCAGUUAUUCCUAAGUGAUAAGUAACAUUUGUGUUGUUUUACUCAGAAAAUAAUACUGUGUUAUACCUGUUUACAGUUAAAAGUGAAACCUGUUGUUUUUAUGGUGUCUAUCUUCUGAUGCUAUGCAUGUAAUAUGUACAGUAAUUCACUGGUGGUUUUCUGUAUUUCAGAGUGUUGUUUUCCAUUGCUAGGGUUCAUUCUGUUCAAAGGUAGCUAACAAUGACGUUUAGCUGUAGCUGGUCUUGGAUCAGAAUUGUUUAGAGGAAGAAUAUGAUUGUGAAUUGAACUAUUUAAACUUUGCUUUCUGAAAUGAAUACAGAUCAUAUCCUUGUUCUGAAGUGAACAGUGGAAGAACAGUCAGUGUUUUGCUGGCUGAAGUAUGUCUGACAUACUUUGAAGCUCUUUAAGUCUGUAAUAUUUUGUGCCCAAUAGGAUUACAUAUUGACUGUCAUGUCCUCCUGUGAUAUAUUGCCUUGUUUAUAGAAAUUGGGUUCAGUCAGAGCCUUGCCUCAAUAUGGGCUGAUAUUUUAAAAAAAUAAAAAAAUAAUCUCUAGUUUGGGAGCUUAAAUAUUUGAAAUAAGAAAAUUUUGAAGAACACCCUGCAACUUCUGGCUCAUACAGUGCUCCCCAUAGGAGCUGCUGCAGCUCAGAGUUCCUUUACAGCAACGGCCUUUCCAUCAGGAACUGAAGUGGAAGCUAAGCUCACAGAUACUGGGGUUCAGGGAGUACUGAAGCAUUCAUGACCAGCUAACAUAGAUUCUCUUGGCACUAGAGGUAAAAGCUUGGGUAAUUUUAAAAGCGGGGUUGAGCCCAAUGCCUGGCACUACUGCAUGGAUGUGUAACUAUGAUGUUUGCAUUUACCCACUGGUGUGUUACUGUAUUUUUGCACAGUAGCCUUCACACUUACUUAAGAUGUAUUCUUUUCUUCAGGUGAUGCCAGCAGUAAUGAGAGAGCAUGUUUGUUUAUUUGUUGUUUUGUUAGUUUACUUACCUCCCCAGCGCUGUCACAGGCUGGGUGGGCCUCUUGAAGUUCACCUCUGUGGGGUGGCAGGCCUGUGCCUCUCAUUUUCGACUAUUUCAACCCAGGCAUGUUGGCACAGAUCCUGGUAAGAGACAUUAAAUCCUCCAGUCAAUCCAGCAUGAGUCGGUCCCUUUGGGGACUGUUAAAAGUCACAAAAAGUGCAAGAAAGGAAAAACAACCUAUCAUAAACUACCAGCAGGCUUCUGUUUCUUCAGGAAAGUCUAACUCAUUAUCACCCCUGGAAACGUAUAGAGGUUUCAGGGAAGCAGUUCUCACGGGCCACUCUGCCAUCUCUCUGUGGACAGGAAGGGUAGGAGCAGCCUGGUUCUUGCACAAAGCCUGGCUCUGAAGCCAUGCUUCAGAAGCCUGCUCACUCAUCAAAGUGGGUGCUUACUAAUCUGAGCUCUUCCUUUCAGUGGUUCUGUGCCACUUUCCUCUGUCUCUGUGUCUUGUCCAAUCUACAGUGCACAAAAUAAAUUUGCACUUACGAGCUUUAAUGCCAUUUUGUAAGACAGGAUAUUUACUUUUCAAAAUGGGUACUGUUUAUGUAUCAGAGUUGCAGUGCUGUCUUGUUAUCUACAGCAAAACAAAUGCAUCUAUGGUGAUUUCAAAAAUAUUAUGUGAAAAACAUUUCAAUUUUGAAACUUUAUAUAUUCAUGUUGACUACAACUGCUUGGGACAAUCUUUUCGCAUAGUACCCUUCCUGGAGACGUAGGCAAGAGAUUAAAAAAACAGACUUUCUGAUUUAACAUACAGAAAUUACAUCUGCUAUAAUGAGGCCGGCAGGUUGUUCCUGGUUAUUUAAUGUGCUACCAAAACAUGAUGUUUUAUCAGAGGAAAAUAAACCCAGUUUAUUUUACUUUACACAGUCACUGAAAGCCACAGUUAUAUGAAGUAGAACUUCAGUCUGUGUUUGACCUCAUAAUCAAAAAGAGGGUGGAGAAGAUACUGGUCAUGGUUUUAGCAAAACAGACACUAGUACACUGUAAAAACCUUGAUUAUCUUCUAUGAGAGAGAUAGUACUAGAAGUGUUUAAAAAUAAUUCAUGGGUCCUUUUCUCCAUGUGCUGGAAUUCUACUGAGGAAGAGUUGAUUUAGUUACGUACAGGUGCUUUGAAUCAAGACUUUAAGCAAACUGGGUAUGAAUGGUGACCCAGUACAUCUUAGAUUACCUGUGGGCAAAGGUAAUAGUUAGGUUGGACCACUCUCUGGAGAAAAAGUUGUUCAGUGGAUCCAUUUCAUUGUUCUAUAAUCCUAACAUAUGGAUUACAUUCUGAUAAGCAAGUGCCAUACAUACAGUUAUUGAGAGGGGUUUUGGUGGGGUUUUGUUCGAUUGUUUAGUGAGAGAGAACACAGAAGGACACAAUGUUUUUUGUGUGUUGGAUUUUUACCCUGGACUAUUUGCAAUGUUUCUUCUGUUUUUGUAAAAAUUGAAAGGAAGCCUUUCCUUAAAAUGAAAUCUUUCCACUUCUCAUUCUAAUUAGCCCCUCAGAACGUAACGUAUUCUUUAAUACAGAAUCCAUCAAUACUAUUAUUGGGCGUAUUGACUGGAGUGUAAAACAGAACACUCCUAAAGAUAGGGUACAUACUACUUUUUAUGUAUAUACUAUGCUUUUUAAAUCUGUAUCAGAUGGAAAAAGUAAUGUCUAACAUUGGGAAGUGUUAUACUGUUUCAAGUAGCUUUUACUUGAAAAUUGCCAGAUGAAUUCCAUAAGUGUAAUCGGUUGAUGAACUGAUUUGUUUUUUAUGAGAAUUUUUCUAUAUCAGCAAAGACUUCCAUGGCACGUUCUGAUAAUGCAUGAUAAGACAUGAAAAUGGCUAACUUCAUAGCAUGUGGGAAGUUACAUGCUCUUUGCUAAUUUAGGAAAUUAAAACCAGCUUGCUUCCAUACAAGUUAAAUGAAAGAGACUUCAUUAGAAAAAGAAUGGGCAAACUUUCAGAUUAGUCAGCCCAAAUUUAUGAACCACAAUGGCAAGUCUUUUAACUCAUCCUUUUUAUUUAGAAUGAAACAACCAACUGCAUCGACAGUUAUAUUUUUCAGUGAUGAUGACUCAGCAUUUGGGGGGGGGGGUGUAUACGUGUAUACAUACAUAUAACAGAUACAUAUGCAGCCACUGUCUGUAUUGCUGCUUUUUUAGGGAUAACUUAGAGCAGUCCUCCAUACACUGCAAUGUAGCCUUUUUUAUUUUUUCUUUCUUUCUAUGAAUUCUGUGGCUUUCUCUGCAUUUUAAAAUUGCAGCUAUGUUUUUCUCCCGUAACUGAUCUAAUUUCUUUGUUAACAGAAGACAAGUGAUGGACAUAAUGUAACCACAGCUGCAUGAAUUUUGUUCAGCUGAUGUUUAAAAUAUGUUUCUUGCUUUCUGUGAGGCCUCAGCUACAAACAGAUUUUUCAGGGUGACCUUAGAAUCCAUCACUCUAAAUGCUGCUAUUUGUGCUUUUCUGAAUCAUAACUGGGAUGACCAAGACUGCGUAGAGUAUACUGAAGAAAUAAUGUUUUCAGGACAGACCUCCACAUGGCAGUCAGAGUGUUUCAGCUUUCUUGAUACAGGCAUAUAUUUUUGUUCGGUUUAGAACAUCAACAGUCCAAGUUUUCCCAAUAGUUUCCUAUAAAUUUUACAUGAUGGCAAAAGGUGACCUGUAGCAAAUAAUUUUAAAAACAAAUUCUGUGUGUCUUCUAUCUGAAAGAUCUGAAUUUUUAUCUGGAUAUCAUUUAUGACAGAUGAAGAAGGAUUAUAAAGGGUUAUGUAGCCUAGUUAUUUGUAAAAUACGCACUCUGCACACCUGCAUUCAGACCAGUUCUCACAACCAGUCUUGCCUCAGCUUUGUUCUUGUGACCUUGUGAGUAAGGAAGCUGAAUCUAACUCAGGUAAGAUCCAAUAUUAGCAGUUAUUUUAUACUCUCUUUAUCCUGAUUUUCACGUAACACUAUAUAUAGGUUAGUUAUUUAAUGUGGCUGAGUUAUCUGGGGUACGUAUCCUGUAUUAAUGCAGCAUUUGGGAAGCAUUGUGCUAGGGACUGCCAGAAAGUGGCAGCUCAGUGACUCUUGGUCCGUCGACUCAUCCACUAUGAUCAUGUGAAGAGCAGAUGGCAGCAACUCAGGGCAGCGAAGGACCUCGGUUAUGGCAGCUUUAUGAAAUCUUCACACUGCUGACCCAGUGUGAAAGGAGAGGAACAAAGAGCAGGAUAUGACACUGCAAUUCCAUUCAUUCCAUUUACAUUGGCUUGAAAUGUGAAAAGAACUUGCAGUGAACAUUUCAGAGCAUGCAGAUGUGUUUUCCAGCCCUUCGCUGAAUCGUUCAGGGACUGGUGAUCAAACUGUUUUCUUUUUUCACUUUGUCAUUCCACGUGCUCAGUAAGCGGUGUGGGUACUUUUAGCUUAUUCAGUAAAACGGACAUGGAUAUUUCUCACCUCUAGAUGUUCACCUUGGGUUGAUUUUUGCAGCACCAUAGUGUAAUUGACCUUCACUUGAUACUAGUCUGAAAGUUUGGAAGCUAUUUCCAGGCCGUCACUGGAGAAAUCCAGUUUCUUCCUUCCCAAGUUGGUUGUUAAUAUUCUAAAUUCCUCCUCUCCUUAUACAACUUUGCUUUUAGAUUUCAUAUGCUCAGAUGAUCUUAUCUGAAGCCUGUCAAUGGAAUAUGUAUUGUUUUGAAAUUCACUGUGGGGUUUUUUCCUCUACAUGGUCUUAUUUUUCACACUGACUCACAGCUGUGGAAUGUUAGAUUUCUAGACCCUUUGUUCCCACUAUGCAUUGUUCAUGAUCAUGGUUUUAAAAAAAAAAAAAAAAAAAGAAAAGAAAAGAAAAAAGCUUCAUUUUUAAAAUGUCAGCUAACAAAUAUAUGGAACACUUUGAAUAAUGUAUUGUGUUUUUGUUUUGCCUUUUUUCUCUGUUUAAUCAACCAAACAAUAACUAUUGUUUUCUAUGUAUGAUAAAUGUAUCCUGGAAAUAAAUUCAUUGUUUGAUUGUUAA
Phalacrocorax carbo (great cormorant) is the source of this 7792-nucleotide messenger RNA. The record is from RefSeq and is a predicted model, not a curated record. NCBI's taxonomy places the organism in Eukaryota, Metazoa, Chordata, Aves, Suliformes, Phalacrocoracidae.